This is a messenger RNA of Funneliformis mosseae, 204 nucleotides long. NCBI's taxonomy places the organism in Eukaryota, Fungi, Glomeromycota, Glomeromycetes, Glomerales, Glomeraceae. The record is from the annotation of a GenBank genome assembly.
AAAGAAAUUAAAACAAAGUCAGAAGAAAUUACAAAUCAAAUUGAAACUUAUCUUGCUAUGUCAAUUCUUUUGCAUUUGCAAAGUUUUGUACAAUUCUGUUCUAACUUUUCACAAUUGUCUAAUAAUCCUCAAAUAUCAAAUUCUUCCAAAAAGCCAGAUAUAAUCAUCAUUGAAAAGGAAGUACCUAAAAAUGCUGCAGCAUAA